Molecule: messenger RNA, 5217 nt
Organism: Pyricularia pennisetigena
Lineage: Eukaryota; Fungi; Ascomycota; Sordariomycetes; Magnaporthales; Pyriculariaceae
Exons: 13
Coding region: 1-5217 (1738 amino acids)
Biological process (GO): translational initiation; ribosomal subunit export from nucleus; translational termination
Molecular function (GO): ribosomal small subunit binding; ATP hydrolysis activity; iron ion binding
Source: RefSeq, a predicted model, not a curated record
AUGAGUGACAAGCUCACUCGUAUUGCUAUUGUGAAUAGCGACAAGUGCAAGCCGAAGAAAUGUCGUCAAGAAUGCAAGAAGUCCUGCCCGGUGGUGCGUAGUGGCAAGCUUUGCAUCGAGGUCUCCCCCGAUUCGCGCAUCGCCUACUUGUCCGAGACUCUUUGCAUCGGUUGUGGUAUUUGUCCCAAGAAGUGCCCGUUCGAUGCUAUUACGAUCAUCAACCUGCCCACGAACCUUGAGUCACAGGUGACGCACCGUUACUCUGCCAACAGCUUCAAACUUCACCGUCUGCCCAUGCCGCGGCCUGGAAACGUUCUAGGUCUUGUGGGAACCAACGGUAUUGGAAAGAGUACAGCUCUCAAGAUCCUGAGCGGUAAACUCAAGCCCAACUUGGGCAAGUUCGACAACCCUCCGGACUGGGAGGAAGUCAUCAAGUAUUUCCGUGGUUCCGAGCUUCAGAACUACUUCACAAAGCUAUUGGAGGAUGACCUCAAGGCCGUUGUCAAGCCGCAAUAUGUGGACCAGAUCCCGAAAGCCCUCCGUCCCGGUGCAGAGAAGAGUGUCAAACAUCUUAUCGAGAGCAGGAAAUCUCUUGACAACCUUGACCAAGUCCUCGAUGUUCUAGAGUUGCGACACAUCUAUGACCGUGACAUCAACUUGCUUUCUGGCGGAGAACUGCAGCGUUUUGCCAUCGGAACUGUCUGUGUUCAAAAGGCCGACGUAUACAUGUUUGAUGAGCCCUCAUCAUAUCUCGAUGUCAAGCAGAGAUUGGCUGCCGCCAGCAUCAUUAGGUCUCUGCUUCGCCCUGACGACUACGUUAUCGUAGUAGAGCACGAUUUGUCUGUGUUGGACUAUCUCUCGGACUACAUCUGCGUUUUGUACGGAAAGCCGGCGGUCUAUGGUGUGGUCACCCUGCCGCACUCGGUCCGUGAGGGCAUCAACGUGUUCCUCGAUGGUCACAUCCCCACGGAGAACCUGCGUUUCCGUGACGAGUCUCUCACCUUCCGCAUUGCCGAAGCAGCUGAUGAGUUCAACAUCGAUCGCAGCCGCGCAUUUAACUACCCCACCAUGGAGAAGACGCUUGGCAACUUCAAGCUUCGCAUUGAUGCUGGCGACUUUGAGGACUCGGAGAUUAUUGUCAUGAUGGGAGAGAACGGUACCGGCAAGACAACCUUCUGUAGGCUCUUGGCUGGAGCUCUCAAGCCUGACUCAGCCAAGAAGGUGCCUGAGAUGAAGAUCAGCAUGAAGCCUCAGACAAUCACGCCCAAGUUCGAAGGUACUGUCCGCCAGCUGUUCUUCAAGAAGAUCCGCCCAGCUUUCCUAUCGCCACAGUUCCAGACCGACGUUGUCAAGCCUCUCAAGCUUGAUGACUUCAUCGACCAGGAAGUCAAGAACCUGUCCGGUGGUGAAUUGCAGCGUGUCGCCAUCGUCCUGGCUCUUGGCAUGCCUGCCGACAUCUACGUUAUCGAUGAACCGUCCGCCUACCUCGACUCAGAGCAACGUAUCAUCGCUGCCCGUGUCAUCAAGCGCUACAUCAUGCAUACCAAGAAGACGGCUUUCAUCGUCGAGCACGAUUUCAUCAUGGCCACGUAUUUGGCAGACCGUGUCAUCGUAUUCGACGGUAAGCCAGGUAUCGAUGCGCACGCCAACAAGCCAGAGUCCCUUCUCACGGGCUGCAACUCCUUCUUGAAGAACCUCGAUGUGACUUUCCGUCGCGAUCCUACAAACUACCGCCCACGUAUCAACAAGGCCAAUUCACAGCUGGAUCAGGAGCAGAAACUCAGUGGAAACUAUAAAAAACAACUGCUUGAAAUUUUUGUCAACAAGGGCACUCCGGAGCAUUCUCCGUUUAAUCGGAACAACAAUCGCAAUGCAUCAGCUUCAGGCGUUUUAGGCGUUCAAAAGAGGGGCCAAUCCGGCGGUAGGGACAAGGCUGGCUUGGAUGAAGAGGAGACCUCGGGCGAAGAUGACGACCCGGACAUUACAUCACUCCCGACGGCGAGUAGAGUUCCCCUCAUGUCCUCUUCCAGACAGCCUUCCAGUGAUUUGCGUCGAUCGCCCCAAAGCCGGACCUCCCUGGCGAAGAGCAGCCACCCCACACCUACGGCGGUCACUCGGAAGGCUUCCGCCAAUUCAGCGCCCUCAUUUACCUUGAGAUCAACAGAAGAUCCUAAAGCAGCUCGUGAAGUUGGCACAUCGACGGACCAAAGCACCGAUGCUACUACGCAGACGAUCCAAAAAGCCCCUGGCCUGGCCAUGGAGGACUUACUGAGGCCUGCUAUCUCGAUCAAGCCUCACCCUCCUAACCUUCAAACGAAGCCUGUGCAGUUGCAACCUGUUCUGCUGCUCCCUCGAGAAUGCCUGUCUUUGGCAUACAUUGAUUUGGCUGCCCCAUACGGCGAGCUUCCUGCCUGCAGGUUUUUCGAGUCACGUAUACGGAUCUUGGAGCUGGAAAGUCGCCUUGGCUCAAACGUUCUUUUGGCUCGUUCUGAAACUAGCAAACGUACCGUUUAUGCAAUCGAGCGGCAUACGAAUGGUUGUUAUGUGGUCUGCAAGCUGGGGGACUGGGUGCAUCUGCAAGAUCUGGCUCAGCAAGCCACUGUUUGUUGUAGAGAGCGCCUGUGCAAGACAGGCCUGCUAUCAAAGGCGCCCGCCGUCUUCUCAAAGCCAGCUGUACCGACGCUCCACGUGCCCCAGGUGUACAAGGCGAGCAAUCGAAAACGACAAGCAAUCGAGGAUCUACAAUCACUCUGCAGAAAACGACCGAGGUCACCAUCGGCAGCAGGGCCUUCGUCACAAGAGCAGGCUACAGCUUGCCACCUACCGACGCCUGUCGAUGAUGGCGUAUAUGGGACACAUGAGCAUGGAUAUGCUGCUACUUCACAGCCUUCCGAACUUGCCCCAAGGGAAGAUUCGCAGCCAGUGAACCCAAGCCCAGAGGUUUCUGAGCUUCCAAUAACCACGGAUGCCACCCAGACAGCCGAGGAAAUGUUUGCCAACAUAAGAAACUAUUACUUUGAGGCUCUCUAUCACUCCAAGGGAAAUUUGGCCUACUUCCCGAAAGGGCCUUUGUCCAGAGCAAGAGCUGCUUUCAAUCUGAACAUUGAUGGCGUGCUCGAGAUGUCUGACUUGAUUAAUUUUCUCAAGAGUAUGGUAUUAACUACAGUUUCUAUCGACACAAAGUAUUUAAGUACCAUCCCAAACAUGCUUGAUCAGAUGAAGAGACUCGUGGAUAGCUCAGAUGACGGGGGCGAGAAGGUCAGGAAGAAGAAAUCAAAAAAGCUCAAGCUUGGCAAGAACGGGCUCUAUAGUAACGAAGACGAAGACGUGAGAAAGUGGUGGAGUGCGACGAGACCUGAACUCAAGGACGAUGAAGUCUCAGUUGAGCUGCAGCACAUGCGAUAUCACAUAUCGUGCUUGCGGAGAAGAGAGACACUGCUACAAAUGAUUUUGAUCAUGGAGAUACUAGCGCUCGAGGCGGCGCGGCCCCCGGAGAAUCCCGCUGAUGUUCAGCUUCCUGGUCUCGAGCCGACGCCUGCCGUGGUGACGGAGACUGGCGGGAACAAGAAAAGAAGGAACAAGCACAAUUACCCGGUGCUUCUCGACGUGCAUGCCGACCGCUUAUGCAUUUGGGAGUCCAUCACUCUGGAUGAGGUGAAAGCCCUAGCGGAAUCACAGACACACGAAGACGAAGCGGAAGUGUCUGACAAGCCCUUGAGGGACUUUUGCACCGAUAUCAUUGUUCCAUUCUUUUCGGCACGAUUACCUGAAGUCUGUGAAAGCUUGAACCGCAAACUCGGUGGGCCGGUGAAACAGUCUCCGAGAAAACAAACGCGCGAGAAACAAGUUUCUUCCUCAAGUACCAAGACAAAGAUUAGUAGCAAGCCGGGCGCCGUGACUAAGAGACCUGGUACCGGAAGGUCUGCUACUUCAAAGUCUUCUGCACGGAGCUUGGAGCGUGUGCUUUCCAACGACAAGCUCCGACGCAGCGUCUCCAGGGGACCAUCCGAUGCUCUGGCACACCUGCGACAUGCAACGGUUGCACACAUCCCUGGGCUUAAGCGGGAGGCCAGCGAGUCUAGAUCCUUUAGCGAAACCAGGUCAUUGAAGGAUUCAGUGGAUGCGCUCCAAGAUGACCAGCUAUCUGCCGCCGCCAGCUCAAAUGAGAAACAGGUGCCAAAACUCAUGCACUCAAGAAGUGCUAGCUUUACAAACGCCGACGAUGCAAGGGCAAAGAAGAAGGCCAUGGUUGAUGCCGAGCUUAGGAACGCAAUAUCAGCUCUCAAAAAGCCAAAUCGCUUGCUUGCAGGCAAAGUCAUGGUUGAGGAGACUGAAAAGCGUCUGUUCGGAGGGCCUACCUAUGUCUCGAAUACCCGGAAGCUGGCUAGGAGUCCCAUGAACCAUGUUCAGGUGAAGGCCACGCCGGCAAACGCCAGGUUCAAGGAUGUGCUUGAUGUAGCGGAUGAAGGUGCAUUGCAAUAUGGCAAGGGUUUCAAGCUUGCUCAUGGUCGUUCGGUAACACAGCCAGCGGCAACGAUGGCGUCACUUUUAGAAGAACCGGCUCAAGUUGGUGCAACACCCCAGCAUGUGGCCAACACGCCAUCGCCGAGCCAGGCCCAGAGUGGUACACGACAGCGGGAUGCCGUGCCAAACUCAUCACCAUUACAGCCAAGGAAAGUUGCACCGCGGCCUCAAACACAACAAUCGUCUCAAUGGUGGCAAAAGACCAAAUCGCAGCCUGUUCCCAUCUCCCGGGACUUGUUGCAACCUCCUGGCGUGGCCGAUCUUGUGCCAACGUCCUCGCCGCACCAACCUACGCUUACUCCUCCGGGUCUUACUGGUGAGCAUGAAGAUCCUUUAGUGGUGGCCAUUGCUACUACGCCGUCAGGCAAGAAUCGGACGGCGACUGUACAACGGCAACCUCCACGGUCGCCGUUGUUGCUAGAAACCCCCGUGAAGAAGGCGCGUAACAACGUGGUAGAGGAAUCACCGUCUCCAUGCCAGCCUGCUCUGUUGCUUUCGGGUGCCAGAGCUUCGAACAAGUCGCGUCAGCCUGCUCAAUCUGUCUCUCUAUCGCCAGGCGGAAGACCGAAUUCUGCAAACGCUGGUGUCGUUCUUGCCAAAGAAGCCGAAAGACCCAUAGUCGGGGGCUCUACGAAACCAAAAUCAAUAUAUCAGCAGCUGGGCUGGGACGACGACUUGGAUGAACUUUUAUGA